Messenger RNA from Prorocentrum cordatum, 179 nucleotides. Lineage: Eukaryota; Dinophyceae; Prorocentrales; Prorocentraceae. The record is from the annotation of a GenBank genome assembly.
GAAAACGGCCGCGGUGGCCCGAGGGUGGAGGCCCCGACCCCCCUGAUGGUGGCGGUGACCACAGACUUCGCGGAGACGGCACGGGCUUCAAGAGCGCCGUGGGGCAGAUCGUCAAGGUGCUGCAGGGCGUGGAGCAGAAGUUCCGCGCGCACUGCCACAAGAAGAACCACGUGCACGAG